AUGACGAACGAGCCGGUUCACUUCUACGGUCGGAAUAAACCAUUUAGUGAAUUUAGUAAUUUUCACGAAGCUCCCAUCGAAUUGGAUGGGUACACAUGGCCAACAACUGAACAUUAUUUCCAAGCACAGAAGUUUGUUGAUGAUCAAGAACAUUAUCUACAUGUCUUGAACUUACCUGCUCCACGUGCGGCAUUUAAUUACGUACGAACAUAUAAAUCUUUCGUUCGACCUGAUUGGACAGAUGUAAAAGAUGAAGUUAUGCUUAAAGCUUGCAUGGCUAAGUUUGAACAGCAUAAAGAUCUGAAAGACUUAUUAUUGUCAACUGGUGAUCGACUUUUAGUCGAACAUACGGAAAAUGAUUCUUAUUGGGGAGACGGUGGCGAUGGAAGCGGAAGAAAUCAAUUGGGCAUUACUUUAAUGAAAAUUGUGAUAUUAGAUGGAAAAGUAAUUGCUGUCGGCCGUUCAGUUGCUGGUGCACUUACCGCUCUGUUUCUUAAGCAGAACGGAUUUUCAACAGAAAUUUACGAACGUGUGGCAGCUUUUGGUGACGCUGGAGUAAGGUUCAUUCGCAUUAUAACUUCCAAUGGUAUUAAAGUGUCGAUGCAAAUACCUGGUUUGACUGGGAAGUUUGUAGAAAACGGAUGUGCAUUGAAUUAUCUUUCCCAUCGAACAUCAGAUGGUGCUAUCAUCAAUGAAUAUUCAAUUGAAGAUAUCUUGUUGCAUUUCGGGCAUCCUUUUGCUAGGUAUGAAACGUACGGUUACGUUACGUUUGUUACAGGUGAACUGAAUUGUCAAAGAAUACCAGUACACUUUAACAAACCGCUAUGCGGAAUAACUCAUUUGGAUGAUCAUGUCGUAGCUCAGUUUAAGGAUGGAUCGGAAAUUACAGGUGAUUUUCUAAUCGGUGCUGAUGGACUUUGUUCAAGCGUUCGACAGAUUCUAUUUGGAGUUGAUCAAUCUACUUACACCGGUCUUACUCAAAACCAGUGA
Adineta ricciae is the source of this 990-nucleotide messenger RNA. NCBI's taxonomy places the organism in Eukaryota, Metazoa, Rotifera, Eurotatoria, Adinetida, Adinetidae. The record is from the annotation of a GenBank genome assembly.